AUUGAAUUAAUAUCUAGGGGGCUUGCGUCUCUGAGCACUUAAUGGACUGAAUAGCUGUAACAGGAUUGUUGCCAUUGAGGGAGAGAGGAAAAAAGGAUGUUAGGAAGUGAGGCAGGCUAAUGGUGCAGUGGAGUAUUGAGAGGAGGAUAGAAAUAGCAAAUAUGCUGAACUUAGCAAGUAAUGCCAGAAGAUGCUGAGCUGACUUCCAAACCUGCCGCCUGGAAAAGAGCAGACUGCCUUUGUACGUUGGUCUCAAUAUUCUCCCCAUGUUUUUGUGUUUCCUCCCUGUUCUACACAGAAAGCAGUACUUCAUCUCGUCUUGCUAAAGGGGAUUGCAGCAAAAUGAGUCUCCAUGGUGCUAGUGGUGGGCAUGAAAGGUCACGUGACAGACGCAGAUCAAGUGAUAGAUCACGUGAUUCUUCACAUGAAAGGUUAGAAUCUCAGCUCACACCAUGUAUCAGAAAUGUUACUUCCCCAACAAGACAACAUCAAGGAGAGCGUGAGAAGGAUCAUAGCUCAUCUCGGCCAAGCAGCCCUCGGCCUCAGAAAACAUCUCCAAAUGGUUCUAAUAGUAGUCUUGGGAACAGCAGUAGAAACAGCAGCCAGUCAAGUUCAGAUGGGAGUUGCAAGAAUACUGGAGAAAUGGUUUUUGUGUAUGAAAAUGCAAAAGAGGGAGCUCGGAACAUACGAACCUCUGAGAGAGUAACACUUAUAGUGGACAACACUCGAUUUGUUGUAGAUCCUUCUGUUUUUACUGCACAGCCAAAUACAAUGUUGGGCAGGAUGUUUGGAUCAGGAAGAGAGCAUAAUUUCACACGGCCCAAUGAAAAGGGAGAGUAUGAAGUGGCUGAAGGAAUUGGCUCCACUGUAUUUCGUGCUAUUCUGGAUUACUACAAGACUGGGGUGAUCCGCUGUCCUGAUGGAAUAUCUAUACCUGAAUUAAGGGAGGCUUGCGACUAUCUCUGUAUUUCUUUUGAUUACAGUACUAUCAAAUGUAGAGACCUUAGUGCUCUUAUGCAUGAAUUAUCGAAUGAUGGUGCUCGGAAGCAGUUUGAAUUUUACCUUGAAGAAAUGAUACUCCCAUUGAUGGUAGCCAGUGCUCAGAGUGGGGAAAGAGAGUGCCAUAUUGUGGUGCUCACUGAUGAUGAUGUGGUUGAUUGGGAUGAAGAAUAUCCUCCACAGAUGGGGGAGGAAUAUUCACAAAUUAUUUAUAGCACAAAAUUGUAUAGAUUCUUCAAAUACAUUGAGAACAGAGAUGUGGCCAAAUCGGUUCUUAAGGAAAGAGGUCUCAAGAAGAUUCGAUUAGGUAUAGAAGGUUACCCUACAUACAAGGAGAAGGUUAAGAAACGGCCAGGUGGAAGGCCAGAGGUGAUCUACAAUUAUGUCCAAAGACCUUUCAUACGGAUGUCAUGGGAGAAGGAGGAAGGGAAGAGUCGGCAUGUUGACUUCCAGUGUGUAAAAAGUAAAUCUAUUACCAAUCUGGCAGCUGCUGCAGCAGAUAUUCCCCAGGACCAGCUAGUGGUGAUGCAUCCCACUCCCCAGGUGGAUGAACUGGAUAGUCUGCCCAUUCAUCCUCCACCCAGCAACAGUGAUGUGGAUCCUGAGGGACAGAACUUGCCACUCUGAUCCAAACUCUUGGUUAAACAAAAGCAUGCUAUUAUAAAAAAUGAAGAUGCUGUAAUGAGCUCAUACUGCACUGCAAUUCCAGCUUCUCUCCAUUGUGUAAUGAACAUAAAAUGUUUUAGGUUAUUGCAGUAUGGACUUAAAAAAGACCAAAGUGGGAUCUGAUUAUGGUGUGUAGGAGUAUAUGUGUAACAUCAUGAGGUUCAGUUAUAUACCUGCAUUUGUUUACCAGUAAGUAGGUUUUUGUGGUAUUGGUUGUAUGGUGGACUGUCCUCAUCCUAAGGCUCUGUCAGAAAUAGCAGGAUAUGGAGGCUAUGGUUUAUUCAGUAUUUUGGUACACAGUGGGCAAAAUGCAGACUUAAUUGAUAGUGGCACUUUAUAAAUGGUGGACAAAAAAAUUCUCAAAGCCAUUUUUAUAGUCACGAUGCACAAUGUUGACUAACAAGAGUGCUUCUUUUGGAGACUUUCUAUUCAGCUAAAUGUAAAUAGUUCUGAACAGAUAUGAUGAGCCUGCUUAACUCUAUUCUCUUAUGGAUGAGCACAAAAUUCUUGCCACUGGGGCUUUUGGGUUGUGAUCCAAUGGCCAUUUUUUCAGACUUAUCCAAUGAAGGGUUUUUCAUGUUUGAUGUGAGCCUUGUGCAAGGGUCAGAAACAACCGAUAUGGGCUUUAUCUUUAAAAAUUGCCUUACCUUAAAUCUGUUCACAGAAAUAUUUAUUUACGGAGAGGUUUUUUCAUAUGUUAUGGAAUAGAUAAAUGCAAAUCGUUCACUCUUCACUUAUUAACUGAUUGUAAACUCAAGUUUUUCAUUCAAAUAAAAAUUGCCAUUAUUUUAA
Sceloporus undulatus (fence lizard) is the source of this 2457-nucleotide messenger RNA. RefSeq names its product BTB domain containing 10 (gene BTBD10). Gene Ontology annotation, cellular component: cytoplasm. The coding region runs from base 181 to 1626 and encodes 481 amino acids. Gene Ontology annotation, molecular function: protein binding. Gene Ontology annotation, biological process: positive regulation of phosphorylation. NCBI's taxonomy places the organism in Eukaryota, Metazoa, Chordata, Lepidosauria, Squamata, Phrynosomatidae. The record is from RefSeq and is a predicted model, not a curated record. The transcript is spliced from 8 exons.